AUGUCGAAAAUCACGGUCGCAGGAGUUAGACAGAACGUCCAGUCUCUCCUUGAUUAUUCUUUGAACGAGAAGAAGCGAAACUUCCUCGAAACCGUCGAGCUUCAGAUCGGCCUCAAGAACUAUGAUCCUCAGCGAGAUAAGCGUUUCUCGGGCACCAUCAAGCUACCAACGAUCCCUCGUCCAGGAAUGAGCAUCUGUGUUCUUGGUGACCAGCACGACAUCGACCGAGCCAAACACCUCGGCAUCGAUGCCAUGUCCGCCGAUGAUCUCAAGAAGUUGAACAAGAACAAGAAACUCAUCAAGAAGCUCGCUCGCAAAUACGAUGCCUUCGUUGCCUCCGAUGCUCUUAUCAAGCAGAUCCCGCGUCUCUUGGGUCCUGGUCUGUCCAAGGCUGGCAAGUUCCCAACUCCGGUCUCCCACGCUGAGGACUUGAACAACAAGGUCAAUGAGGUCAAGAGCACCAUCAAGUUCCAGCUGAAGAAGGUGUUGUGCAUGGGUGUUGCUGUCGGAAACGUUGGCAUGUCCGAGGAUGAGUUAAUUGCUAACAUCAUGUUGGCGGUCAACUAUCUUGUAUCUUUGUUGAAGAAAGGAUGGCAGAACGUUGGAAGCUUGACCGUCAAGGCCUCCAUGUCUCCUCCGAAGAGAAUUUACUAG
Lithohypha guttulata is the source of this 654-nucleotide messenger RNA. It is a transcript of the gene RPL10A, whose product is annotated as 60S ribosomal protein L10A. Gene Ontology annotation, biological process: translation; maturation of LSU-rRNA. Gene Ontology annotation, molecular function: structural constituent of ribosome; RNA binding. NCBI's taxonomy places the organism in Eukaryota, Fungi, Ascomycota, Eurotiomycetes, Chaetothyriales, Trichomeriaceae. The coding region runs from base 1 to 654 and encodes 217 amino acids. Gene Ontology annotation, cellular component: cytosolic large ribosomal subunit. The record is from RefSeq and is a predicted model, not a curated record. The transcript is spliced from 2 exons.